Triticum urartu is the source of this 1502-nucleotide messenger RNA. RefSeq lists its product as uncharacterized. NCBI's taxonomy places the organism in Eukaryota, Viridiplantae, Streptophyta, Magnoliopsida, Poales, Poaceae. The record is from RefSeq and is a predicted model, not a curated record.
AGAAAAAGAAAAAAGGAGAGGGAUCGGCCGGGAUUUGGGUCUGCGUCUUGAGGCGAAGGAACCCUACCGAUCGAGGCGACGGGGUGACGGCGCACGAGCGGACGGACUCGGUGCCUCCGGCGACUAGUCCGAAGACGACGAAGGACUUCCCCCAGAUACUGCUGAGUGCAAGAUGAGCAGUAACCGUGGGAGGAGCCGUAGUCCAGUUGAAGUCAAGGAUGACCACUCUAAGGGGAGUGAGGGUUAUGGAAGGAAAGAGUACGUGAGAGAUCUACAGAAUGAUAGUCAAACCAGACCAGGCAGAGGUCAUGAAUUUGUUAGGCAUUCCUACGGAGCAUCACGUGAAUCCAGGAGGCAUGAUGAUUAUAGGAGGUAUCAUGAUAAACGUGCUGAUGAUGAAAGGAGCCGUCCUAGAACUUCUCGGCCAGAUCGGGAGUCAAGGGCUGACACUUACUAUGAUCAUUCAAAGCGUGAUGGCACAUCUGAUAGAUCACAUGGUGAUUGGAGAAAUGCCGACAGCAGGUAUGGGGAUAAAUCUGUUAAGCGAGAGCAGAGGAGUAAGAAUCAGGAAAAACAUGAGUCCCCACGUGAAUACCAUAGACAUGAUGUCGCAGAGUACGAGAAAGAUGCUAAUUUAAGAAAGGAAACCCACUCUUCCAGAAGGUAUCCAGAAGAAAGUGAAAGUAAAAACAAGGAAAAGUUCAAGCAGGACGAGGCUGUAAAGAAGAGAAGUGGCAAGGAAAUUGAGAAAAGCAGCUGCGCAGCAGAACCUGAGUUAGAAACUAGGCAGAAGAGAAGAAGCUUAUUCAGUUCUGUUGGUCCAGAUGUUGAAAAUGAACAGCACAAGGAAAUGGAUACUUCAGGAGGAAUUAAAGAGGAAACCAUGAAUGAUCUGAAUGCAGCAAAAGUUGCAGCAAUGAAAGCUGCUGAAUUAGUGAAUAAGAACAUUGUAGGAUUUGGAGUCGGAACUGGGCGGCUAUCCACUGACCAGAAGAAGAAGCUGCUCUGGGGUAACAAAAAGAGUAACCCUCCAGAGACAAGUACUCACUGGGACUCAAAUCUGUUUUCUGAUCGGGAGCGCCAAGAGAAAUUCAACAAACUCAUGAGUCUGAGGAUGCCUUGGCCUAAUGCAGGGUGUGAAGAGCAAUGCCUCUGCCUCAGUUCAAGAGAGCAAGGCUGGCAACGAGGAGGGUCCGGCGGAAGUCAAGAAACAAGAGGAACUCGACACCGACCUGGAGAAACUCUAUGUAGCAGGCCUGCGCCGGAGAGAUGGCCGAACCGUUGGUCUCGGCCUGUAGGGAACUCUGCCUGCAAGUGUCAAGUGCCUCCGAUGUACACGCUUCGUUGGCUUUGGCUGCCUGUUUUGCAUCGACUGUAGAAACGUGUUAUUAUAUUGUCAUCGUGUGUCUCAUAAACAGUUUAUGUCUGCUUGACACUUGUAUCUUCUCACCCGGGAGGACUUGUGCACUUAGAUGUCUGCUUUGCUUGCCCUUUGAUGUCAA